AUGUCACGGCGUCCCACCCCCGAUCGGGCUGCGCAGAACCAGCAGGUGAUCAAGAAUCUGCUGAAGUUAGAGCCCAACAAGAUCUGCGCCGAUUGCAAGCGGAACAAGCAUCCACGAUGGGCCUCUUGGAAUCUGGGCGUGUUCAUCUGCAUCCGCUGCUCGGGCAUCCACAGGGGCAUGGGCACCCAUAUCAGUCGAGUCAAGUCCGUCGACCUGGACGCGUGGACCGAUGAACAGUUACAGAGCGUGAUGAAAUGGGGAAAUGCCAGAGCGAACAAAUACUGGGAAGCGAAAUUGGGGCCGGGCCAUGUUCCUUCAGAGGCCAAGAUCGAAAACUUCAUUCGAACAAAGUACGAGUCAAAGCGAUGGGUGAUGGACGGACCUAUGCCCGACCCCUCCACCCUUGACGAUGGUGACGACGUUCCCCUGUCUGUUGUGCAGGAGAAAGCGAAACUCGAGCGGUCAGCCUCUCAGCGUGUAUCCUCUACGAGCCAACCUCCCGCCCGGCAACAACAACAACAGCAACAGUCCGUAGACCUUUUCGGAGAUGACAUCGCGACUCCUCCUGCACGACCGAGCACGACAGAUCCGUCCGCGGGAACCCGUCCUCCCGCUUCCAAGGCCCCUGCCCAACCUGCGGCGAAACAGACCAAACCGGCGGAUUCAUUGCUAGGAUUGGAUUUCUUCGGCAGCAGCCAGUCCACUCCAUCCAGUCGUCCAGGGAGCACUGCACCCACCUCUGGUGGAUCCACGGGAAUGUCGCGGCCUGACCUGAAACAAUCCAUCCUGUCUCUGUAUGCGACGGCCCCGAAGCCGCAGCCGGCGCCGGCCCAGCAUGAGCGGACGUCUUCUUUCGGCAAUCUGUCGUCUUCGCAGUCGCAGUCGUCAAAUCUGGGAGCCUUGACGGACGCAUUCAGCGGCCUAAGUUUCCCGUCGACGACAACAUCGUCCCCGGCGCCUCAGAAGGCACAGGACACGUCUCCUUUCUCCAACCUAGCCAGCUUCACCAGUCCAAAGUCUCAGCCCGCAGCACCCAAGGUGACAUCCCCGAGCAGUUCGAUCAGUGGUGGCGAUCUCUUCGACAGUAUCGCUUCGAGCAAUGCGCCCCCAAAACCUGCGGCACGGAAUUCGUCUGUCUCUUCGAAUGGUCUGGACUUUAGCUUCUCUCAGACGACCACUGCGUCAGCGUCGAAACCAAACCCUCCCAAAUCGUCGGCUGCCAAUGAUCUGUUCGACCUGACAUCGACGACGACGACGACGACGACGACCAUGACAACGACGCCAUCUCCACCUUCCAAACCCACGUCACCACCAUCUGCUACGAAUGUGAACUCCGUAUUCAACCUCUCAUCCUCAUCAUUCUCCGACACAUCUAAAUCCGCACCAAAGGCGGCGGCGACCACAUCUACGUCGGCUGUCACCAGCAUGCUUUCAUCGGCAAGCAUAGAUCCAUGGGGAAGCAACGCAUGGAGCACGCCAGAUCCGGCCCCAGCGCCGUCCACCACUACCUCAACGAUCUCCAGCGCGAUGAAGGUUCCAGAAACGUUGACAGCGAACGACAUCGGGGCCGGCUGGGGCACGCCGGCUACAUCUGCUGCCAGCAAACCUGCUCCCACCGUUGCCGCAGACGAGGACUUUGGCGGCUGGGCCAGUGCUGCUCCGACUUCGAGCAGCGACAACACUCUAACCAGCAAACCGGUAACCAGCUUCAGCGCAGCAAAUGAUGAUCUUUUCUCGAACGUUUGGCAGUGA
This is a messenger RNA of Rasamsonia emersonii CBS 393.64, 1752 nucleotides long. RefSeq names its product Stromal membrane-associated protein. Gene Ontology annotation, biological process: endocytosis; endoplasmic reticulum to Golgi vesicle-mediated transport; intra-Golgi vesicle-mediated transport. Lineage: Eukaryota; Fungi; Ascomycota; Eurotiomycetes; Eurotiales; Trichocomaceae. The record is from RefSeq and is a predicted model, not a curated record. Gene Ontology annotation, cellular component: Golgi apparatus. The transcript is spliced from 5 exons. Gene Ontology annotation, molecular function: GTPase activator activity; metal ion binding. Bases 1 to 1752 code for a protein of 583 amino acids.